Molecule: messenger RNA, 1086 nt
Organism: Mesocestoides corti
Lineage: Eukaryota; Metazoa; Platyhelminthes; Cestoda; Cyclophyllidea; Mesocestoididae
Source: the annotation of a GenBank genome assembly
AUGGCCACGUCAUGCUCCGUUCUGCAGCUAGCCAAAACAGAUUUCAAAGCAGCCUGCAAGUAUAUUGAAUCAGGCGUUGAGGUAGAAGAAAACGGAGGUGAUCCGAAAGACGCCAUCGCAUUCUAUCGCGAUGGCAUUAAGUUACUCGAAAACGCGCUGUCUAGGCCAUCAGUCAAGAACGCAAAUUUACCCAACAAUCAUGAUGCGCCCAAACAACAAACCCAAAAACCGACUACAAACAAGGCUCACAGCCUACCGUCGAAAGAAGAUAUAAAAUCUGCUGCGAUGAGCAAGCUCAAAAAAUUUGAUAAAGCUAUUCUUUCUCGGGUUUUUGACGACGUCUUGACGGAUCCCUCAGAUAUCACUUUCGACAAUAUUGCUGGCAACGAAGAGGCGAAGGAGCAGUUGAAGCAGACUGUUAUUUAUCCUGCCCUUCGUCCGGAAUUAUUCACUGGACUUCGGGAGCCUGUUCGUGGAAUCCUGCUGUUCGGUCCACCGGGAAAUGGCAAAACGUUGCUUGCGAAGGCCGUCGCCAACGAGUCCAAGUGCGUCUUCCUGAACAUCAGCGCAGCGAGCGUCCUGUCGAAGUGGGUCGGUGAGUCGGAGCGCUUCGUGAAGACGCUCUUUGCGGUCGCGCGCGCCCUCGAGCCGUCCAUAAUCUUCCUCGACGAAGUCGACGCCCUCCUGGUGACCCGCAACGCGGGGGUCAGCUCAGGCAGCCACGUCACCCAGCGGGUUCUCACCCAGUUCCUCGCCGAACUCGAUGGGGUUGGUUCCGGUAAGGAGCGAAUCCUUGUCCUGGGAGCAACCAACCGUCCACAAGACCUCGAUGAUGCUGCUCUCCGCCGUUUCCCCAAACGCCUACUCAUUCCAAUGCCCAGCGAAGAGGCUCGCGUUCAGCUUCUCACUAAUCUGCUCCGAGGCCAACAAGAUGCUGCGCUGUCUCACGAGGAUAUUGUCAGGAUUGCGAGGUUAACGAAAAACUACUCCGCAAGUGAUUUGACACAGUUGGCCAAAGAUGCCGCUCUUGGGCCCAUAAGAUGUAAGUUGUUCGCACCCACAUCUCAAAGUCUGGGUUUUACUUGA